This is a messenger RNA of Manis pentadactyla (Chinese pangolin), 3807 nucleotides long. It is a transcript of the gene METTL21C, whose product is annotated as methyltransferase 21C, AARS1 lysine. The coding region runs from base 130 to 918 and encodes 262 amino acids. NCBI's taxonomy places the organism in Eukaryota, Metazoa, Chordata, Mammalia, Pholidota, Manidae. The transcript has 5 exons. The record is from RefSeq and is a predicted model, not a curated record. Gene Ontology annotation, biological process: peptidyl-lysine methylation. Gene Ontology annotation, cellular component: cytosol; cytoplasm. Gene Ontology annotation, molecular function: protein-lysine N-methyltransferase activity.
ACUUGGGCUCCCACUGGCUGGCUUUGUUCACAAAAUGUUAAUCCUUUUAGGUGCAGAUCUAUAUAAAACAUUAGGGAUUAAGGGUACACAGAAACUUCAAAUCUCAUCUGCUACCUAAGCCGCUCCAGUAUGGACGUGUGCCUGAGCUCCAAGCAGCCUGGGUGCCCCGCGGAGGCACUGCGCUCCCCGGAUGGCUUGUUAGAGCCGGAGGAGGGGGCUCUCCAGAAAGAUGGCACCGGCGGACCCCCAGGAGAUUCGAACGAGAUAGAGCAAUCUCUUCAGAGCCUCCUGAAAUUUGUUCCUACGAACUACGCCAGCUACACGCAGGAGCACUACGCGUUUGCCGGCAAGAAGAUCGUCCUCCAGGAAUCGAUAGAGAGUUACGGAGCAACGGUGUGGCCGGGGGCUACAGCUCUGUGUCAGUAUUUGGAGGAACACACAGAAGAGUUGAAUCUUCAGGAUGCCAAAGUGCUUGAAAUUGGUGCUGGACCAGGCCUUGUUUCCAUUGUGGCCAGUAUUUUAGGAGCUCAAGUCACAGCAACGGAUUUGCCUGAUGUCCUAGGAAACCUUGAGUACAAUCUUUUAAAGAACACACUGAAACGAUCUGCACAUCGGCCUGAAGUGAAAGAGCUGGUAUGGGGAGAGAGCCUGGAACUACACUUCCCCAAGGCAACCUUUUGUUAUGACUAUGUACUGGCUUCUGACGUGGUCUAUCACCAUUACUUCCUGGACAAGCUGCUCAGCACUAUGCUGUACCUCUGCCAGCCAGGGACCGUGUUGCUUUGGGCAAACAAGUUCCGAUUCAGCACUGAUUAUGAAUUUUUAGAUAAGUUCAAGCAAGUUUUCGAUACAAUACUCUUGGCUGAAUUUCCAGAGUCAUCAGUCAAACUUUUUAAAGGAACACUAAAAUGGGAGUAAAGUCAACAAAAUGCCUUUCAAAACAUCAGUGUGUCUUUUGAGCAGCGUUACAAAUUGCCCUAAUAAAAGACUUUUUUAUAAAAUUGAGGAAAAAAGACAUAAAAACAACUUGCAUAUCUAGAAUGAGUAUGACAGCAGCUUUCUAAAAUAAUCUAAGAUUAUCAGGUUGAUCUAAGUAUCUUCGAAGAAUAACAUGAAAACAUAAAAAGCAAUGUUGUUGGCUUCUAAAAGUCUCAAAUGUUUAGUAAAUUUUACAUGAAUAAAUUAAUAAACAAGUAGACUUCCCCCAUGUUAUUUCUGUUUUAAGUCUGUCAAUAUCCUUUUCUCACUUUAUGAAACUGAGCUUGACUGGGUCCUUAUAUCUUAAUUUGAAGAAUCUCCUUAAUACAACUUUAAUUAUAGCAAUGGGAGAGGAUACUGAGUGACAGAAAAGCAGCUAUAGGCUUAACAUGGAUUAUAGAGAACAGUAUGGAAGCAGUACUGGAUAAGGAAAUGGAUAUUGUCUUAUUAAAUUCAUAAGAGAAUUUACUUAACAAGUACUCACCUGUCAAUUGCUGAGAACCAUUUCCAGUUAGAUUUCUGGAUUGUUUUUUAUGAUUAAAAUUUUCAGAAAAGUAGGAAAGAAUGUAAUUUUUGUUCUGAUUAAAGAAGUCUACAAAAAUCUAAAAAAAAAAAAAUCACAAUUAUAAAAUAUUAAAAGCUUUCCUUUGAGAUAGGGAAAAAUUAAAAUUUAGAAUGCAUGAAAUAAAAGUGACACUAUUCAAGGGUGAAAUCACUGUUUAUGUAAGCCAGAGUCUGCAAACUUUCUGUGAAGGGCCAGAUAAUAAAUAUUAUAGGUUUUACAGACACAUACUUUUUCUACAUAUAUGCAUAUGUAUAUGUAGACAUAUGUGUAUAUCUGUAUAUAUUACAAUCAUUUAUAAAAAUGUAAGAACCAUUCUUAGCUCAUAGACCCUGUAAAAAACCAGGCUGUGGGUUGGAUUUGACCCUUGGAACUAUAGAUAAUCCCCAGUUGAAUUACUGGAGUUUACGAGUUUAGCAAGGUUGUGAAAUGUCAAUAUAUAAAGCUCAAUGGUAUUUAUAAAUUCUGAUCACAAAUAGUUGGAAAAUGAAAGUUAAAUAAAGAUCUUGCAAUAACAAUAUUAAAUACUUCAGAAUAAAUCUAACAAGAUAUGCAAGAAUUCUAGACAAAUUUAUAGCAAUAUUGAGACAAACUAGAGAUAACCUAAAUGGAGAGACAUCCCAAGUUUGUGCAUUGAAAGACAUUUUAAAGAUGUCAGUUUCCUCCAAAUUGAUCAACAGAUUGUGCAGCCACAUGUAAUUUUUUUUGUGGAACUUGUCAAGCUGAUUCUAAAAUUUUAUAAAAAUGAGAAAUCUAAGAAUCAAGGCACUCUUGAAGAACCUGGUGGGAAGAUUUGCUUUACAAAAAAUCAAGACGUAUUUAAAUAUCUAACAAUUUUGACAGUAAUUAGCAUUUGCUAAUACUAGCACACAUUGGCAUUUAAUACAUACCCACACACACACUGGUAUUUCUUAAACUUUAAAGCAAACUAUAAAACUAUUCAUAUAACUGUCCAUAUAUUUAAAGGUCAAAUGAGCAUCCUAGACAUAAUCCCAAAGAUUUAGUUGCCUGUUUUCUUUGAUUGAUACUGCCUAUUUAGAAUCUGAGUCUAUAAGGUAUUUGGUGGUCAAUGUGUUUAAAAGCUCAGCCCAAGCCCUUGGUAGAGCAGGACUUACACCUUCUUCUUCUUCUGUUUCCUCAUUCAAUUAUUACUAUUAUUACUAAUGUAUCUCUCCUCAUGUUCACUAUGUCAAGACCAACAAACUUUCAGAGCUUAUUUCUUAGUUGUUUAUCCCUUAAAAAUUCUCUAUUUAAAAGAGUUUUUCGGCAGAGUAGGGGAAUGAGAGGACCCCUCCUUUCCAGACUUCUCUGAUGUGGAUCCUACAGGGAAAGACAAAAGCAUGUAUUUUAAUGCUGGGCCACUGAGAGUACAGAGACUGAGUCGCUGCAGAGGGAAAGACUCCCUUAACCAAAACUAGAUGAUCUCGAGCUGCAACAGCCACACCGAAUACACUACUUAAAUUUUCUAGAUGAGGCCCAAGGGGACAAGUGGCAUGGCUUGUCAGGGUCUGAGCCAGGAUCAGAGGGCAGAGAGGUUUGAAGCUCCUGCAGCUUAAGGAACCCAGGCUGCACUUUUCCAGGACAAAGAGCAGAUGUUCUCCUGGGGAGGAGAAACCAAGGGACAGGAGUGAAAAAUGCCACGAUGGCAAAACCCCUCCCAGUGACAGUUGGGAGCUGCCUCUCUCAUCUCUGGAAUGGGGCCUUAGGACUAGUACUGAGCACACCCUCUGUGCCAUCCCUGGGGCUUCUUUAAAAAGUCCUCAUCUAGCUCUUUCAGCUGUUCCCUGAGUGCAAACACUGGCCAUCAUUACCAGGAAAUCAAACAGCCCUGAGCUUUUUAAAGUGCCAUUUUAGCCCCUGUAUGAAUCUAAUCAUACAGGAACAGCAAUGCUUUUACUGAGGACACCUUCUUCCAGAGCUCACGUGGGUCCAGCGGUCACCCAGGAGGCACAGUGGGAUCGAGAUGGAGAGCGGAGGCUGACAUGGCAGCUCUGAAGGGCUGUCCCUGUCUGGCCUCAGUGGCUGCGAGUCCCGCUCUUCCCAGGGAUCACAGUUCAAAGCAGGUCUGCCAGUCUGUGGUGUUACCUCUAAUUUCCAUAGCAGAUUUACUAAUCUGCAUUCUAAACUUGGAUCACCUGAGGACAUUAGCCCCAUGGAAGAGGGAGUAGUAAUUACAGAUGCAGUUCUGGUUACAACAGAGAGUCAGAGCCUUUAAAAAACACUUGCAAACUUUCAUGCUGUAGUGAACCUUCUGUUAUGACGCUCCA